AUGAUCUUUCGUCGUUGCCGACCGCUCUUCCACACGCUGCGCAAAGGUCAGCAUUACGUUCCACCUACUCAACAUCCACGCUUUAGGCCACCCCAAGUGACGACAUCGGCUGCAUUCGUACACCCAUUCCGCGAUUUUUGGGGAAUGUGGAGGUCUGGGUGGAUGAGUGAUAUCCAGACGCGGAUGGCGAUUGACCUCGUCGACCACGGUGACGCGUACAUCAUCGAAGCGGAAUUACCUGGCGUGAAGAGAGACGGAUUGGACGUGCGUGUAGGGGAUCAUGGUCGGAGUUUGUUGAUCGAGGCCAAGUCGGAGAGUCGGCCUUGGGAUGAAACGGACCAUGCGAGUCAGGAGAAAGAGAGGACAAAUGAGUGGCAGAUAUUGUCGGAGCGCACAUCGCAUUUUGUCCGCAAAGUGUGGUUGCCCCACCAGGUCGAUGCAGCCCGUAUCAAUGCAAGUUUGGAAGACGGCGUGUUAAAGUUGCAUAUCCCAAAGACAAAAGAGGACGGGAGUGUUAGAGUGGAUGUUGUCUAG
Serendipita indica DSM 11827 is the source of this 534-nucleotide messenger RNA. The record is from the annotation of a GenBank genome assembly. NCBI's taxonomy places the organism in Eukaryota, Fungi, Basidiomycota, Agaricomycetes, Sebacinales, Serendipitaceae.